Puntigrus tetrazona (Sumatra barb) is the source of this 1909-nucleotide messenger RNA. RefSeq lists its product as uncharacterized. Gene Ontology annotation, molecular function: serine hydrolase activity. The transcript has 3 exons. NCBI's taxonomy places the organism in Eukaryota, Metazoa, Chordata, Actinopteri, Cypriniformes, Cyprinidae. The coding region runs from base 182 to 1015 and encodes 277 amino acids. The record is from RefSeq and is a predicted model, not a curated record.
AAGCGCACUGGUUUUAUCGGCCAUAUGUAAUUGCAUUAUUUAUUCUAUUAAUUAAUGUAUUCAUUCAAGUCAUUUAUUUGUUUGCACGCGCCUGCUGCGAACUGUCACGCGCUGGUCUGCUCGUGCACGCCAGUAUCUGCCUCAGCUCGCGAGUCGCCUCAGCAGCAGCUCACCUGCUGUCAUGCUUUCCAGAGUGGCUACAAUGGCAGGGGUCACUGCUCACAAGAUCAGCAAACACAUCACGUUCUUAGCCAGUGACUUGACUGGGACUCCAGCGACUGGCGUUUCACCCGCCAAACCGAUUCUGCUGUUGCUGCCGUGGCUCGGCUCCAGACCACAAGCCAUCGCCAAAUAUUGUGAGAUUUACUUUCGCACAGGCUUUGAUGUUCUCAUAGUGGAAAGCGAGGUGAGCCAGUUCUUGUGGCCCCGCUGGGGGCUGGAGUAUGGUGGCCGUCUGCUGGAAUUAUUAGAGAGCGAGCGCUUCUCACAGCGCCCCCUGCUGGUCCAUGCUUUCUCCAUAGGUGGAUAUACAUUUGCUCAGGUGCUUGUUCAUGUGGCCAAAGACACCCAGCGGUACCAAGGCCUCACACACAGGAUCAGGGGACACAUCUAUGACAGCCUUGUCAUGGGAUCGCUGGAGCAUAUGGCCAACGGUCUGGGUAAAACCAUAUUCCCCCGGAUGGAAGGCAUCGUGAAGUCGGCUAGCCUUCUGUACUUCCGUAUCUUUAAACACCAGACGGUUGACUACUUCAACUCAUCGAUCGGUGUUUUCUGGAACACUCCUGUGACUGCUCCGGCUCUUUUCUUCUACUCCGAGAACGAUGCUCUGUGCGAUUACAAGAGCUUGGAGGAGAUGGUGGAGCUCUGGAGGAGCCGCGGUCAAACCGUCGAGAGCAAGAAGUGGAAGGAGUCUGUUCACGCAGGUCACCUCCGCGUACACCCUCAGGAUUAUCUGUCCACGUUGGAGUCCUUCGUGCAGUCUCUCAACAUGGUGCCUCUGAAGGCCAAAAUGUGAAUUUUGAAGGCAGCUACCGUCUCGUUAAACAUCCAAGUUGCCUGAAGUGCCUGAUUAUAUUGUUACAUUGACAUUCUCACGCUCUGCUCAAAUGGUCUUGCAAAUAACAAUUUCUCAAACUGCUUCAGUCUGUUGAAAUAUUUAUGCAACUACAUGAAAUCCUUUUCAGCCAAAAAAUUCGUACCCUGUCCAGAAAAAGAAUCCGAGCUCUUUUUAAAGACUGUAGCACUGGCACAUCGGGGAUGUGUAACGCUUCUCAAUCUGCUGAUGUGCGACCAUUUAGGUUUAUUGCACUACAAUAUGAAACUCUGGUACUUUAUUCAACAUCUGUUCAGACCUCAAAACGUUGUAAUACUGAACCGUGUAUCAUUAUUUUGUUGUACAAAUAUUUUUUCUAAACCGUAAACACUUGAAUAACACUUGUUUUCAACCUUUUUGUUAAUAGUGAAUUAUAGUUUAUGUGAUUUAACGUAUAUAACAUAAUAUGACUUCAUAAUUUUGAACUUGACUUAACAUUUAAAUCUGUGGUAUGUUCAUUUGAAUAUACUUUCCUUUUGAUCAUUUAUGUUAUUUGUCAGCGACAAAAGAAGUUAAUAAAAACAUGAUAUAAUUACAUAUAAUACGCUGUUUGGCACAAUCCAGGUAAACCUCUUUUUUCAGGUACCUAUGCAUACAAUAUUGUAAAGACAGUUAAAGUGGGACAUUUUUGUAUUACAUGUUUUUAUAUUUUUAUUUUGUAUAGUGUAAUGGAAAUCUUUAGCCUAUGCCAACUUGCAUAUUUCAAAACAAUAUUUAUGGAAAAUUAUCCAAGUGUCCUGCUGUACAUUGCAUCAGUGCAAUAAUGUAUGUUUUUACGUUCUUUUAGCAAAAGUCAAAUAAAUAAUUCAGAUUCUU